AUGGAUGACCUUGAUGAUGAGCUGGAUCUGCGCUACCAUCGCGGCGUGAAACCGGAUGUUUACUACCGUGUACCGACCAGUGAGUCUCUGGACGGUGCACUCCGAAACGAAUUGGAAAGAAACGCGUCGACCUUGAUACCCUCAGAUAUAGUUACCGAGUUUGUUUUCGCGGCCGCCUCCACCGUCACCGUCCCCGUAACCCAACAAGCCAACCUAGAUGCCCUCAUCGAGCCUCAGGAUUACGCGCAGAGCAUCCAAGUCGAGUAUGCACUGUGUCGAGAAUUUAAUAGUAAAGACCGACUCAAGAUCCAGAGGGCGGUUUCCAAGUCUAUUGUAGCAGCCAUCGAAGAGGCAGACGGAUUCAAGUAUUCUGAGCGUCGCGCCUACAACUCCAAGACUGGCGGUGAUGGUGCUCGAUUGAACUAUGUCUGCCAAGACAGCCUGCAGAACAAAGAUCGGAAGGCCAACAAGAAAAAGGAAACUGAUGCAGAGGACGGCGAUAGCGAUGGCGCUACGAACAGGGAUACAAUACCAACUUACGACUGUGGAGGCGCCAUUCGUGUGAAGUUCUCGAUCAAGCGCGGAGCCAUCAAUGUCGUAUACAAGCACAAUCCUAUUCACAGGGAUGUUGAUAUACCACUGACUUCUCACAGUGUUUCUGCUGUCCCACAAGCGAACGGUGGCGCCACACCCAAGGCCGCAAAGGCCCCUAACGGAUCUGUCAAGAAGAGGAAACGCAGCAAGAAAGAUCCCGACGUUGGAAUCAAUGACGAGCUCCACGACCCUGAUCUCGACAUGUCGACCUCGCCUGACGCAUCCAAAUCUUCAGCGAAAAAGAAGCGCAAGAGCAAGGACACUGCAACUUUUGCUGCGGGCUCUUCGAAACCAAAGAAGAGUGCAGCAAGAGAGCCGUCACCGCCACUAAGUCUUGCUAAAAACAAAGCAUGCAUUCGGUGCCGUGAGGAAAAGAUCAAGUGCGACGAAGCAAAGCCUGUGUGCAAUCAAUGCAAGAGAGGUUUGUGGACUUGCCAGUACGAGGUCGCGGGUACUAAGCAACGCUCGAAGAAUGGCUGCGUCAGCUGCAAGCAGCGCAGACGCAAGUGUACGGAAGAGAAGCCGUAUUGUGCGUAUUGUCUGAAAAAGAACGACAAUUGCGAGUACGCCGACUAUUCUUGA
Messenger RNA from Didymella exigua CBS 183.55, 1176 nucleotides. RefSeq lists its product as uncharacterized. The coding region runs from base 1 to 1176 and encodes 391 amino acids. Gene Ontology annotation, biological process: positive regulation of transcription by RNA polymerase II. Gene Ontology annotation, cellular component: nucleus. NCBI's taxonomy places the organism in Eukaryota, Fungi, Ascomycota, Dothideomycetes, Pleosporales, Didymellaceae. Gene Ontology annotation, molecular function: zinc ion binding; DNA-binding transcription factor activity, RNA polymerase II-specific; transcription cis-regulatory region binding. The transcript is spliced from 5 exons. The record is from RefSeq and is a predicted model, not a curated record.